Sipha flava (yellow sugarcane aphid) is the source of this 533-nucleotide messenger RNA. It is a transcript of the gene ND-B15, whose product is annotated as NADH dehydrogenase [ubiquinone] 1 beta subcomplex subunit 4. The transcript has 3 exons. NCBI's taxonomy places the organism in Eukaryota, Metazoa, Arthropoda, Insecta, Hemiptera, Aphididae. Bases 64 to 420 code for a protein of 118 amino acids. Gene Ontology annotation, cellular component: mitochondrion. The record is from RefSeq and is a predicted model, not a curated record.
GACUUGAAGAUAGAUGAUUAAAAGAAUAAAAAUUUAUUUUAACUUUAUUAUUCGUAAUUUAAAAUGGCUUCCGCAUCUCCUUUUAAAACAAUUACUGAUCCCGAAAUAAUUAAGAAAAAAAAUGCAUUACGAAAGGCUGUAUCUGAAGAAUAUAUAAAGAAUUGUUCAAAUCCAUAUCGAAACGUAAAAAUGGAAGGUGGCACUCUGUUUGAUGUUGGUGUUCAAAGAUACAUGUCACUAAAAAGUACACAGUAUGAAUUUUUCAAGCCAACUCCUAAGACAUCAUUGCUCGGUAUUCUGUUACUCGUGGUGCCUUACUGCACUUUGACAUAUGUCAUUAAAAAAGAACGUGAUCGCCGUGAAAAUUUAAUUCGUACUGGACAAGUAGCUUAUAGAGAUAGAGGAUUUAAAUUUGCAUAACUUUAUAUUAUAAAAGUUUUUAGAAUUUUUUGGUUCAAUCACCAUUAUAACCAUAAUUGUCUAGGUUACUUAUGUUAGAAAUGCUGAUUGAGUUUAAUUUUCAACUAUUGUAU